GCUUAGCAGGUAUAUUAGUAUAGGUAUUUUACGUGCAUGGAAAAUUGAACAUCACUGCUCGAAAGUGGUUAGAAUCUCUUUCUGUUUCGUGCUAACAACGAAGAGCAUUAACACAUCGCUAUGACGAACUCAAAGGGUUACCGACGUGGUACAAGAUACCUGUUCUCCCGUAAAUUUCGGAGACAUGGAACUAUUCCACUGUCUUCGUACAUGAAGACGUACAAAGUUGGAGACAUUGUUGACAUUAAGGGAAAUGGAGCUGUGCAGAAGGGUAUGCCAUACAAGGUUUAUCACGGCAAGACUGGCCGCGUAUUUAACGUGACGGCGCAUGCGUUGGGAGUGAUAGUAAAUAAGAGAGUGCGAGGCCGCAUCAUCGCCAAGAGGAUCAACGUACGCAUCGAGCACGUGAGCCACUCGAAGUGCCGGGAUGACUUCCUCAAGCGCGUGAAGGAAAACGAGAAGCUGAGGAAAGAAGCAAAAGAAAAGAACAUUCGCGUUCAACUUAAGAGGCAGCCAGCCGAACCAUCCAAAGCACAUAUUGUGUCGGGACGCGAAGCACCGAUCCUGCUUGCACCUAUUCCAUAUGAAUUUAUUGCUUAAAUAUUAAAGUCCCUAAACUGAGAAAAA
Messenger RNA from Ooceraea biroi (clonal raider ant), 627 nucleotides. RefSeq names its product ribosomal protein L21 (gene RpL21). Gene Ontology annotation, biological process: translation. The record is from RefSeq and is a predicted model, not a curated record. Gene Ontology annotation, cellular component: ribosome. NCBI's taxonomy places the organism in Eukaryota, Metazoa, Arthropoda, Insecta, Hymenoptera, Formicidae. Gene Ontology annotation, molecular function: structural constituent of ribosome.